UGAAUUAAUCUGUUGACUUUGUGUCAAACAAAACACCUCCACUGUCCUGGAUUUGUUUUAUCAUUUAUAUUUUCGUUUAGAAUUAAAUUGAUUUUGUUUCAAAGUAUUUAUCUGAAUGUUGUUAUCAUGUUUUUCUGGUUGAUCUGUAUUUGAAACAAACAUUACUGUUUAUAGUUUACUCAAAUGCUGAAUUGACUUUGUAUUGUGCACAUAACACUGUGUGCUCUCACCACCGGAUGAUUUAUUCCGCUAACAAAGUUAAGGUGCAAAGUCUCCCUCCACGUCAUUGUUCAAAGUUGUUUCUAUUGAACUCGACCAAAACAUCGAACGAAAUCCAUGUUAGAGCGAUUGAUACUGUGAAGUGAUAACAAACUAAAUAUGGCAGUGAAUAUCCUUCAACUUUUCAGGUAUCCUAGAAUAUGCUUCAACAGUUGGCGUCAUUAUUCGGCAGCAUCGUCUGAGUUUCCGAAGAUAACAACUCACUACUCGAUCCACCCUAGGGAUAAAGAUCUGAGAUGGGCAGAAGUCGACAUGGAAUGCUUCGCUGACGAAGCUGAUCUUCUGAUUGUCGGUGGAGGACCAGCAGGGUUUUCAGCGGCAAUCCGUGCCAAGCAGAUCGCCGCGGAAAAAGGUCAAGAGCUACGAGUAUGUGUCGUGGAGAAAGCUUCCGAAAUAGGCGGCCAUAUAUUGUCCGGUGCUUGUCUCGAUCCCGUCGCCCUUGAUGAACUUAUUCCUAACUGGAAAGAAGAGCAAGCACCGCUUAAUACUCCCGUCACUCAUGACAAAUUUUCCUACCUAACCAAAAGUGCCAAACUACCGAUUCCAAUCUUCCCUGGUUGGCCGAUGGACAACCGCGGUAAUUAUGUUGUGAGAUUAGGACAUGUGGUGGCUUGGUUAGCUCAGCAGGCAGAAGCAUUGGGAGUGGAAAUUUACCCAGGCACCGCCGCGGCUGAAGUUUUGUUCCAUGAAGAUGGAUCCGUGAAAGGUAUUGCAACAGGUGAUGUUGGCAUAUCCAAAAGUGGCGCUCCGAAGGACACAUUCGCUCGGGGAAUGGAACUUCAUGCGAAAACGACUAUUUUUGCGGAAGGUUGUCGUGGUCACCUCUCGAAACAGUUAAUGUCACAGUUUGGUUUGAAUGCCGAAAACGAGCCACAAACAUACGGUAUUGGUUUAAAGGAAGUGUGGGAAAUCAGUCCAGAUAACCAUAAACCUGGCUUGGUCGAACACACCAUCGGAUGGCCUUUGGAUAGAAACACGUACGGGGGAUCGUUCCUGUAUCACCUAAACGAACCGACUCCUCUGGUUGCUGUUGGAUUUGUGAUAGGCCUCGAUUAUGUUAAUCCAUACAUUAGUCCCUUCCAAGAAUUUCAACGCUUCAAAACUCAUCCAAAGAUAAAACAUGUUUUCGAAAACGGAACUCGUAUUGCGUAUGGUGCACGCGCUUUGAACGAAGGUGGUUUCCAGAGCAUACCGAAGCUGACGUUCCCUGGCGGAUGCCUAGUGGGUUGCGCCGCUGGCUUUAUGAACGUACCACGCGUGAAGGGAAGUCAUUACGCAAUGAAGAGUGGGAUGUUAGCAGCAGAAAGUGCCUGCGAGGCUAUCAUGUCUGGAACUUCUCAGGAUAAAACAGGGAUAGAGCCGAGGGAUUAUCCUGACAGAAUCAAGGAGUCCUAUGUAUGGAAGGAUUUGUACAAAGUACGCAAUGCUCGGCCAAGUUUUCAUAAUCCAAUCGGGUUGUUCGGAGGUAUUGCUUACAGCGGAUUCACUCUCAUGCUGGGAGGACGCGAACCGUGGACAUUAAAUCAUGGAGCCCCUGAUCACACACGUCUUCAACCGGCGAAAAAUUUUCAACCCAUCGAAUAUCCCAAACCGGAUGGAAAGCUCACGUUUGAUUUGCUCUCAUCCGUUGCACUAACGGGAACCAAUCAUGAAGGUGAUCAGCCAGCGCAUCUCACAUUGAAAGAUGACACUGUUCCAGUGCAAAACAAUCUAGCGAUAUUUGAUGGUCCAGAAUCGAGGUUCUGUCCAGCAGGUGUAUACGAAUUCGUGCCCAACGAAGAAGGUGGCAAUAUGAAAUUGCAAAUCAAUGCACAGAAUUGUAUCCACUGCAAAACUUGUGACAUUAAAGAUGUGACGCAAAACAUUAAUUGGGUUGUACCGGAAGGGGGUGGUGGUCCCGCCUACAAUGGCAUGUAAAUAUUCCAUUCGUUGUAUAGUGUUAAUACGCGAAGAAUUUGUGAAAUCCAGCUGGAACCAUUUGUGUGGGACAUACAAUGUUUUGUUAAAAAUAGUGAUAAUAAAGUCAACAGAUUUAUAUAAA
Messenger RNA from Toxorhynchites rutilus septentrionalis, 2320 nucleotides. RefSeq names its product electron transfer flavoprotein-ubiquinone oxidoreductase, mitochondrial (gene Etf-QO). The transcript is spliced from 4 exons. Gene Ontology annotation, biological process: electron transport chain. The record is from RefSeq and is a predicted model, not a curated record. Lineage: Eukaryota; Metazoa; Arthropoda; Insecta; Diptera; Culicidae. Gene Ontology annotation, molecular function: electron-transferring-flavoprotein dehydrogenase activity; iron-sulfur cluster binding. Gene Ontology annotation, cellular component: mitochondrial inner membrane. Bases 379 to 2196 code for a protein of 605 amino acids.